CUGGCGCGAGGAGACUGAAAACGAGACACUCUUCAUUUACAAAUCUAUCCAAAUGUUGACUUCAUUGACGGAAAAAUUUCGUUCCUAUAUUUUUCCGUCUUCGAAGGAAGGUAAUUUCGAAACCCCAUCAAGGAAAAGAAAACGAACAGUUGAUGAAACGGAAUCUAGAACAGAAGAUCCUGACGUUGAAAUCGUGUCUGUAAAACGUCCAAGAAACGUAUUGGAUAUUGUGACCGCACCUAUAAAUACAAUGGCCAACUGGAUGAGACAAAAGACUUCUUUCUCCAGAGAUUAUUUCUUUAAACCAUUGGAAGACCAACCAACAUUGGGUGUACCUCCAGAUACUUCCUAUCACAGAUCUUAUCCUAAUCUUCCAAAUGCAAAUGGAAGAAACUGGAAUACAGAUCCUCAUGUAAGGCCAUUUACGGGCAUACAGAAAACAGUACCCAGUUCAAGACCAAGUACUUUUCCACCACAAAAGGCAAAACGAAGCUUCAGGGAUGUGGUAGCACCUCCCAUACAUUCAAAUGGACAUACAGAUGAAAAUGUCCAGGCGUCUAAAAAGCCAUCUAUUUCUAAAGACCAAUCAAUAUUUACUAAAGGUUUUAAUGGCAGCACUGUUAUGGGUAAUCAGUGUACAGCACAGUUGUGUGUAAGACUGGAUGAGAAAGAAAAGUAUCGUCAAUUGUUACAGCAAUUUACAACAGUUCCUCUUGAUUCAAGUCAACAACGAAAAAGAACUCCACCUAAACUUAGCCUCUUUAAAAAUGCAUCAACAAACAGAUCCCAAAACUCAAGUUUUUUCAACAAAUCUUCACGAGAAGAGCCUACGUUAAACAAUAGUUUUAAAAAACGACCAAAAUCUCAAAGGGUUAUAGCACAGGCUGUAGAUCCAUUAAAUGUAUCGUCAUCUUAUUUAACUAAACAUCACAAAGUAGCAGUUGAUUUAUUGUCGUCUGCACCAAGUUUACAUGUCAUCAAUAUCAGUAGACACAGAACUGUAGAAUCACCAUCAAAACAAGAAGAUACUACAUGUAGUAAUACAGAAAGAAUAUCGUCACCUGCAUUAAAGUCAGAAAAAAGUUUUACAAGUUUAUCAUCACCUACAUUUGAGAAGUUAGAAGAGUCUAUAUAUAUGAAAAAUGCUUGGUUUAAUGAUUUAAAAAGAAGCCAUGACUUAGAUAAACAAGAAAGAGAUAGAAAGAUAAAUGAAGCAGAACUAACACUCCAAACACUUACUGAGUUGAGAAGAAGAAGGUAUGAUGAGAUGGAGAAAAAUCUGCGAGAGCAGAUGCGGGCUCUGGAACCUUUUACACAAGAUAUAAGAGAAGGAAAAGAAGUUAGAAAAAUAGAAACAGAAAAAGAAACUAAACUAGUUGAGUUAACACCAGAGAUGAAUAAAGUAAUAGAUGAUGCAAUAGGUCCUGGUUCUCUAAGAACUGUAGUAUCUGAAGGGUUUAAAAUACAGAUUACAAAAGAAGAUAUUCAGACGUUAAAAGGUUUAAAUUGGUUAAAUGACGAGGUGAUCAACUUUUAUAUGAAUAUGUUAAUGGAAAGAGGUGAUGAAGACAAUAUGGCUAGAGUUCAUGCGUUUAAUACAUUCUUUUAUCCUAAAUUGGCUGGUUCUGGUCAUUCAGUAGUUAGACGUUGGACUAAAAGAGUAGAUGUAUUAAAUGUUGAUUAUAUAUUAGUACCUGUACAUUUAGGUGUACAUUGGUGUCUAGCAAUAAUAGAUUUUAUAAAAAAAUCUAUCAGAUAUUAUGAUUCUAUGGGUGGCAAUAACGAUACAUGUUUAAAUGCAUUAAAACAAUAUUUGAUAGAUGAGUGUUUAGAUAAGAAAAAACAAAAAUUUGAUUUAACGGGUUGGAGUACAGUAGCUGUCAAAGAUAUACCUCAACAAAUGAAUGGUAGUGAUUGUGGUAUGUUCUCCUGUGUAUUUGCUGAAUACGUAACUCGUGGUGCAAAAAUAACAUUUACUCAGGACGAUAUGCCUUAUUUUAGAAGAAAAAUGGUUUAUGAAAUUGUUACAAAGAAAUUAUUACAACGAUGAACAGUAACAUAGAAUUAAAAUAACCUACUCAUUAUUUAUUACAUCAUUAAUCAUCUCAUUAUCAUGUAUACAAAUCAAAACAUUCAUCUAUCCUCCAAUCCCAUUCAAAUAUGAAAAAAACAUUGUUUAAAAAAAAAAUUCAUUUAAUGAAAAAAGAUUUUAUUUUUGUAUGGAAGAAGAGACUGUGGUAUUUACUAGUAGUUAAAACUUGUACAAGUUAUCAAUAGAAAAUAAAUGAACUCCUAUAAAAGACAACUAAAUCUGUGAAUCAAUGAGGAAAUCAUACAAAUUCGAUGGUGUUGUGAGAAGUAUAAAUGAAUAUUCUUCCUGAACCAAUUUAAAGAUUCACAUUAUUGCUUGAACUAUUUUCUAGUGCUAUUAUUAUACAUCAAAUGACAUUGUAAAUCAAUAUUGUAAAUAAAUAUACCCGGUAUUCAUAA
Molecule: messenger RNA, 2490 nt
Organism: Patella vulgata (common limpet)
Lineage: Eukaryota; Metazoa; Mollusca; Gastropoda; Patellidae
Product: sentrin-specific protease 1
Exons: 18
Coding region: 53-2050 (665 amino acids)
Biological process (GO): protein desumoylation
Cellular component (GO): nucleus
Molecular function (GO): deSUMOylase activity
Source: RefSeq, a predicted model, not a curated record